Messenger RNA from Beauveria bassiana ARSEF 2860, 1299 nucleotides. RefSeq names its product short chain dehydrogenase/reductase family Oxidoreductase. Bases 1 to 1299 code for a protein of 432 amino acids. Lineage: Eukaryota; Fungi; Ascomycota; Sordariomycetes; Hypocreales; Cordycipitaceae. The transcript has a single exon. The record is from RefSeq and is a predicted model, not a curated record.
AUGCCUGUGCCGACGAUAUUCUACCUCUUUGAGCAUGGUCCGCCCCAGUGGCUCCGCGAUCGGGCCGUGCCCAUUACCAUUGCCAUUGCGACGCUGACUCUGCUCUACCUGAUCAAGCGCUACACGGCGGGCACGACCUACGAGACGAACAAGCCCAUGCACGGCAAAGUGGUCAUGAUGACGGGCGCGACGUCCGGGGUCGGCGCCGAGGUGGCCUUUGAGCUCGCGCGACGCGGCGCGCAGCUGGUGCUCCUCACGCACGCGCCCGUGUCGGACCCCUUUCUCGCCGACUACGUGCAGGAGCUGCGCGACCGCGCGGACAACCAGCUCGUCUACGCCGAGCACGUCGACCUCGCGAGCCUCCACAGCGUCCGCAAGUUUGCGACGGCCUGGAUCGACAAUGCGCCCCCGCGCCGCCUCGACAUGGUGAUCCUCUGCGCGUCCACUAUGACGCCGCCCGGCGGCCGUCGGCGCGAGGUGGACGGCGGCGGCGGCGGCAUCGAGGUAGACGCCGGCAGCGGCGUCGAGGAGAUGUGGAUGGUCAACUACCUGGCCAACUUUCACCUGCUGGGCAUUCUGAGCCCCGCGAUCCGCGCUCAGCCGUUUGACCGCGAGGUCCGCGUCAUCAUGGCUACCUGCUCGUCAUACAUUGGCGCCCCGUCGCUGCGCGAGGCCAUGAUGCCCGAGAACUGGACCCCGUCGAGGGCGUACGGCCGCAGCAAGCUGGCGCUCAACGUCUUUGGCCUGGCGUACCAGAAGCACCUCGACGCGUACAAGCGACCCGACGAGAUGCCCAUGACGGCGCGCGUCGUCUUUGCCGACCCCGGCCUGUGUCGAACACCGGGAACAUUGCGAUGGCUAACACGAGGUUCCCUCACCGGGCUAGUCUUUUACGUCUUGGGCUACUUUUUCCCUUGGCUCUUGUUCAAGUCUGCAAACGGCGGUGCGCAGUCGAUUCUCUACGCGGCCAUGGAGUCGGAUCUGACGAGAAAAUCUGGCGGCCGCCUGAUCAAAGAAUGCCGCGAGGUGGAUCUUGCGAGGGCCGAAAUCAAGGACGAGCAGCUAUCCAAGAAGCUCUGGGAGGAGAGCGAUGCGCUGAUUGAAGAGACGGAGAAGAGACUUGCCAAGCAGCGGGCGCAGGAAAAGGCUAGCGAGGUCAAGAAUGAAGAGAAGAAAAAGGAGGAGGAGCAGGUCAGGGAGAUUGAGAGCCUCAUGGCUGCGGUGAAAAAGGGAAAGGCGCAGCAAAAGGAAAAAGGAAAUGAGAAAAAGGGCGGCAAAGCAAGAAGACGGGUCAAAUAG